Messenger RNA from Penicilliopsis zonata CBS 506.65, 1716 nucleotides. RefSeq lists its product as hypothetical. The record is from RefSeq and is a predicted model, not a curated record. Bases 1 to 1716 code for a protein of 571 amino acids. Gene Ontology annotation, cellular component: nucleus. Lineage: Eukaryota; Fungi; Ascomycota; Eurotiomycetes; Eurotiales; Aspergillaceae. The transcript has 4 exons.
AUGGCGCAUCGAGGUAGGAGACGGCCCGUCAUCGCGGGAACACCGUGCAAUACUAAUCAACUGACCAGUGUCUCCAGUGGAAUCCUCGAGUUCCCGCCCCCUCCCGGAUCGCUUGCGCGUGGUCUGAGCAGUAACGAUCUCGCCUUGGCCGGUGCCAAAUCGUCCAUCAAAGCGCUGCGACGGCAACUGACGAUGGACGAUCUGCCGCUACUCCAGGAGGUCAAUCCGUUCGAGGGAAGCCAACAAUUCGACCCGAUCAAUACCGAGGAAGCCUCCUCGUACGACCUUGUUGCACCCUACGCCGGAAACAAUGCCCCGUUGCACCGCCUAGAAGAGCAAGCAGAGAUCAUGUUCUCGACCGAACACAUGACGACCAUCCUCUCCAACCCGGGGUAUUUGUAUCGCUUCCGGGAAUUCCUCGCCGAGCAACGACCAAGGUCCGUCAUGGUCCUCGAACAUUACCUGAAUGCGCGCAAAGCACUCAAGGCCAUUCAGUACGCCAACGCUCUCGCACGCGAUCUGGCCGGCAUGCCAGAAAUUCAGACUUCCGACCAGUCCAUUCCACCGACGACCAACGAGAUGUUGGAAGACCGCGCGGCAAAAGCUCUGGCCGCACUCACGGCCGAAGAGCUGCCGGCAUUCAUCACUUCGACCUGCAUCACCAUCACCAGUAAGGUUGUCGAAGAGCGUAUCCGAGGAACCCUCCCCGCCAAGUUUCAGGCAACGUCGGAUGCACUGGCAGAGGUGUUUUGCUUAACCGACCCGUCGCGACCAGACAAUCCGAUCAUCUUUGCUUCAGAGGAAUUCCACCGAACCACUCAGUACGGUAUGGAUUACGUGCUCGGUCGAAACUGCCGGUUCCUGCAGGGCCCCAAAACCAACCGCAACAGUACAAGGCGCAUCCGGGAGGGAAUCGAAGCGGGACGACAUCACUCUGAACUGUUCCUCAACUACCGGCGCGAUGGCUCCCCCUUCAUGAACCUGUUACAAUGUGCGCCCCUGUGCGACAGCACUGGCAAGAUCAGAUACUUUAUCGGUGCCCAGAUCGAUGUGAGCGGUCUCGCCAUGGACGGCGCGAACAUGGAGUCCCUGCAGACCCUCGCCGCGCGGAAACGCCGUCUCAAGGAACCCGGAACGCCCGAGGAACCGCAGGACCGAAAAAGCGAGUUCAUCGAGCUAAGCGAGCUGAUGAGCCCGCAAGAGUUGACCACAUCCCGCACCCAUGGUGGCAAGCUGUUCAAGCCUGCUUCCAGUCUGCACAGCGACCGGUGCAGCUCGCGCAACACCAACAGCAAUGUCCAUUGGGCCGACGAAUGCGAAGACGGCGAGGCCCCAGACCCGCUACCCUUGAAACCAUCACCAGCUAUUUCCUUGGCCGGUGUUUAUGAAAAUUACCUCCUUGUUCGACCCUACCCCUCGUUGAGGAUCCUAUUCACCUCUCCCUCGCUCCGCAUCCCGGGAAUCCUGCAGUCCUCGUUCUUCUCACGCAUAGGCGGCUCCGCCUCGGUACGCGACGACCUCCUCCGCGCGAUGAUCGCCGGCCGGAGCGUGACGGCACGGGUGCGCUGGCUGAACCGGUACGAUGACCACGGGCGCGGUAGGUGGGUGCAUUGCACGCCCUUACUGGCGAAUAAUGGUGGGGUGGGGGUGUGGAUGGUCAUUCUGGUCGAUGAUGAGGAGCAAACCGUUCGAUGGAGGGGGAACUGGCCGUCUUGA